Molecule: messenger RNA, 1047 nt
Organism: Penicillium diatomitis
Lineage: Eukaryota; Fungi; Ascomycota; Eurotiomycetes; Eurotiales; Aspergillaceae
Product: sterol desaturase family protein
Exons: 1
Coding region: 1-1047 (348 amino acids)
Biological process (GO): ergosterol biosynthetic process
Molecular function (GO): iron ion binding; C-4 methylsterol oxidase activity
Source: RefSeq, a predicted model, not a curated record
AUGGAGACAAAGCCUCUAUCAAAAGACUCGAUGCGGUCGACAUGGCGCACAGCUGACCGUUCUCAAUGGAGUCGUGCGCACUGGGCCUUGGAGAUACUCAAUGUACAUCCAACCGAACUCGACAAGGAGAUCCCCGUGCAUCCAAAGGAUGAGAAAUUACCCUACAUGCCUCAAUGGUCCCUCCAACGCUGGGUACUCUUCUACUCAGCCCUGCCACUCCUGCUCCACCAAACCUUCACAACCUACACCGGCAUCACUCUCAGCCCCUUUGUGACAUUCAAUCUCUACUUCUUCGCAUUCAACGCCACAAUCAUCUACCAGGUCCACAUCCUCCGCCGUCUCGGCCACAUCCACGGCUUCCUCGAUGGGGACAAGCACGAGCGUGACGGGAUUCCCGACGUCGGCGUCACCAAGGUUGUCGCCUCCCUAUACAAAACGACCGGUUCCCGCCUCGUGCUCGCCACCUACCUUACCUACAACCGUACCACUCUACCCAGCCAACUGAACUGGGCCUGGCUCCCGCUAGAGAUCGGCCUCUACGGCAUCAUCCUCGACUUUUGGUUCUACUGGUAUCACCGCCUCAUGCAUGACGUGAGCUUCCUGUGGAAAUUCCACCGGACGCACCAUCUCACCAAACACCCCAACCCUUUGCUCGCCGCGUACGCAGACCACGAGCAGGAAUUCUUCGACAUGGUCGGCGUCCCGCUGAUGACCUGGUUGACUAUGCGCACCAUGGGCAUGCCAAUGGGAUUCUACGAGUGGUGGAUCUGUCAUCAGUAUGUGGCGUUUGCGGAGGUCUUUGGGCACAGUGGGUUGAGGAUGCAUUUGACUGUGCCGUCGACGUUGAGCUGGUUGUUGCAGUGGUUGGAUGCGGAUAUCGUGAUUGAGGAUCAUGAUCUGCAUCAUCGGAAGGGGUGGAGGAAGAGUCAUAAUUAUGGCAAACAGACUCGCUUGUGGGACAAGGUUUUUGGAACCUGUACGGAGCGGAUCGAGUCCAAGCCGGAUAAUGUGGACUAUGAGAAUGUCGCCAGGAUGCCUCUUUUCUGA